CCAAGGUUCUUUUUAAAGAAGUUUCCCAUCGUCAUUUUUUUCCUCACUUUCAUUGUCUCCAUUCCUUUUUACUCCACCCACAUCUCAGUCUGACUGUCUUCCUAAUCCAUUCAACGAUUUGUUCUCACUUUUUGAUUAUCAUAAUGUCCUCCACACUCAGCACCCUACUCCAAUAUUUCCUGAUUGUUUCCUUGGCGUAUCUUUACACAUCACGGCCUUGGAACAAAAAGAAUGGAGUCACUGGUAGUUCUAUGGGAGACGCCCUUAGUAGACUCCAGGUAUCAGGACUGGCAGACUAUUACACAGAGAGGAAGAGGCAACGACCACGAUGGACAAAAAAGAAGACUAUGGAUAGGAUAGAAAAGUUAAAUGGGCCAAAGGAGCAAGAGAAGGGGCAGGUAGCGGUGGUGAGCAGCAGCGAGAUCAGAAAUACCAAGGAGACGCAUCAAGAACUAGGUCGAUCAAACGAGCAGGCACUGGCCAGUUCCACUAGAACAUCAUCCCCCUCACCAUCGCCAUUACUCCCCAAGAAACAAGGAAAACGAUCUAGCUCAGGCUCUCCGCCAUCUGCGAGUAAGCAAAAGGCGAAUGUCAAGUCAGAGGCAGCAAUAACGGCGACAGCGAAGCGAUCUCAGAAACAACAACAACAACAACAACAACAACAACAACAACAACAACAGCAGCAACGAACUCUGCGCUCUGUUAUGACAACCACUUGCACUGCUACUUCUGAUGCUGUGACAUCAGAAUCGCCCUUCUCUGCGGAGGAGGUACUGAAGAAUUGUCGAUUUCUAUCCGAGAUGUUCAAGGAUGUGCCUAGCUCAGAGAUUGAGCGGGUCAUUCGAUCGGUGAACUGGGAUGUGAGUGAAGCAGCCGCGUUGUUGGCACAGGAAGAUUACACAUGGCAGUCUGUCCGUCGUCGACGUAGCAUCGCAGGAUAAUGGAUUUAGGCUUUUGUAAUUAUGAAAAUUAUGAUAUCUUUUUUUUUUUUUUUUUUAUCGCUG
Messenger RNA from Lobosporangium transversale, 1004 nucleotides. RefSeq lists its product as hypothetical. The transcript is spliced from 2 exons. Bases 144 to 941 code for a protein of 265 amino acids. NCBI's taxonomy places the organism in Eukaryota, Fungi, Mortierellomycota, Mortierellomycetes, Mortierellales, Mortierellaceae. The record is from RefSeq and is a predicted model, not a curated record.